AUGGUGCCUGGCACCGCGUAUCGUACUUUACCAACGACCCUGGACCCAGGCCUCUCCCAAAAUGGCCACCUGCAGGUCACUUCAACGCCCGGUGGGAACUCUUGGGAACUCUCCUCCCUGGUACUCGGUACUCUGCACAUCCACACCCUCCUGGACGGCGGCUGGAGGCGCAUAUCCUCGUUGCAGGAGCAUGCGGGAGUCCAAAGCCCUACAUGGACACAAGCAAAGCGCGAGAGCCAAUCAAUCGCCCCUGUUGCAGUCGCCAUCAGUGGCGCUGCUCUCCAAUCCCAUCUUGCCGCCGAGGCCUCCUCUGCUGAUGCCAUGCCAUGA
This is a messenger RNA of Blastomyces dermatitidis ER-3, 330 nucleotides long. RefSeq lists its product as uncharacterized. NCBI's taxonomy places the organism in Eukaryota, Fungi, Ascomycota, Eurotiomycetes, Onygenales, Ajellomycetaceae. The record is from RefSeq and is a predicted model, not a curated record. The coding region runs from base 1 to 330 and encodes 109 amino acids. The transcript has 3 exons.